UGCAAUCAGCCACUCUUGUACCUUUUAAGCUAUAAAAGAACCUAUGUUUUUAAAGCUUGGAAUGUAUUUUCAAGAUUUCUUAUGUGUUGUGUAUCCUGGAAUUACAGUUCUAAGAAGCGUCAAGUAAAUGGAAUUCUUUGCUCUUGAGUAGGAUGAUUUUUAACCCAGUCAGUAAGGUAUUCUACUGAAGAACAGCGUCUGGUUUGUACAAGCUGCUGUAAUACGGAAUCAUAGACUAGGUUUGUGAAGAUGGACCACAAGGACCCAGCUACACUGUUAGAUCUUGCUAUGCAGAGUCUACUCAAGAAUGAGCUUAUAAUAAUCCAAUCACUUGAGGAGAUCCCAAGAGAACUUUUCAUUCCACUGUUCACUGCUGCCUUCUUGGGUGGGUGUAAGAAGACACUGACAGCAAUAGUGAAGGUUUGGCCUUUUUUCUGUCUCCACAUCGGAAAAUUAAGAUCACAUGAAGCACACAGUGCACUCUUGAAAGCCAUAAUUGAUGGUCUUCAGGUUCUUCCUGCCCUAAACUCUGCUUCUCGAGGCUCCAAACUGAAGGUCCUAGAUUUGAGACAGGAUGCUGACUGCAGGACCACGUGUUUUCAAAUCAGGACCAAAUCUUUUUGUUUUCAUGCUUGUUCUUACUCUCAAACCUCUUCUCGCAAAAGAGGAGAACAUAGCACUGUAAAUUUCGGAUCUGAGGCUCAGAUGUCCAGAUAUCCUACUGAAUUACUAGUGGACCUUUCUCUUGAUGGUAACUUGAGAACAAGGGCAUUUUUGUCUUUCCUUCUGAGUAAAGUUGAACAGAGUUCAGGGUCCUUACACCUUUGCUGUCGUGAUUUGCAAAUUGAUAAACUGUCUGACUAUAACAAUACCUUGAAACUUCUGAAUCUGUUAUGUACUGAUCACCUGGCAGUUGAUCAGGCUUCCCUGAAUGAUAUCAAUACCCUUUUGUCUCAGAUGGUCCACUUGAACAGUCUUAGUUUGUCUAAAAUCACCCUCGCAUCUCUGAAUGGGAAAAUAUUCAAAAGUUUCCUCACCCAACUUGAGCAAAUGGAGAACCUUCAGGAGCUAAACUUGUCUUUCUUUUGCCUAACAAAUCGUCUACACAAAUUGCUCAGAGUCCUGCCACGUGAUCUGGACUACUUGAAUUUGCCUUUCUGUGAGCUUUCUUACAGAGACUUCAGAUUUCUGUCCCAGUGUCCUCAGGCCACUCACCUCAAGCUGCUGAAUAUCAGUAACAACCCAAUAUCGUGGGAAGAUAGUGAGCCUUUACAAACACUCAUAGAUAAUGUCUCUGGUACCCUGCAGCAUCUAGAGAUGAAUCACUGCUUUAUAACAGAUUCUACAAUAUUUUCUCUUAUCCCAGCUCUCAGCCACUGUUCCCACCUCCGAGUACUUAGUUUUUCUUCUAACCCCAUUACAAUGUCCAUGCUCAUAAGAAUCCUGCAAAAUGUACUACCACUAAUGGAACUGAAAUAUGUGAUUUACCCUAUCCCUGUGCAUUGCUAUGAACGAUGGUAUUUUCAGGGUACUUUAAACCAACAAAAGCUUGCUGAUGUGCAUGCACAACUGAAGGCGAUGCUACAGGCAGCACAGAGGAGUGACAUGAACUGGAUCACGUUUUCAGAGUGAAAUUCACAGUUCAACCAAUUUUCAAUACUGAUAUGUGUCAUUUAAGUACUCAGUGUUCUUUCAUGAAUUCCACAGAGUUCAUAUGUAAGAUUCUUAUGUUGUAGGAACUAUAGUCAGGAAAUAUAGAUAUGUAACUGGCUUUUAAAAAGAAUUACCAUUACUAAAAAUGGAAGAAUUGAGAGUUCUUUUGAGUCAUUUGUCCAUUGUCAUUAAUGGUCUUACUGAGGAAUAUGAUAUGGAUCAGCAAGUCAUGGUAAUUUAUAUCCAUACCCUUACUUGAUACCAACAGGGUCAAUCUAAGUUUCCCUGGAUGUAUUUGGGAAGACCAGGUGAUUACUGAAGCCAAUACUUAUAUUCCUUAAGUUGUAUUAAACUUCUAUAUUUAAGGCUGUCUUUGGUUACUUAUAGAAAGUCUUCUGUAUUUAACAGUGGGUAAAAGAAUUUAUAACUACUACCCAUUGAUGUCUUCAACUAUAAAUGGCUACCUUCUCUUCUUUCCUUAGACAGCAGUGCCUCAAUUCUUUAUUUCAUACUCAUUGACUAAAUAUUAGUUUGGAAUAUUACUGUAGACAGAAAGAAUGAAAAGACAAGACAAGUUCCUGCCUCAAGCCACUCAGAGACUGAACAUUUCUGUGGUUUAUUGGUUGUUAGUGCAACUAGAAAGUUGUUUUAUCCACUUAGACCCCAAGCUUUAUCUUUAUGAUGUUGGAUCUCGUCAGCAGGAUUCAGGGAUUCAAUGUUACCAUCUUGGAGGCAUUCUCUCACAUCUGUUUGAUGUCUACCUUCUGGCAUCCUGCAAAAUGCCUGCUAUAACAGACUUGUCAGGAAGAGAACUUGGUUUCUUUGUUUUAGAAGUUUCACUAAGAUUGUUUAACUGCACUGCUUUGGGACUUUGGCAAGACAGAACAUGGUAAAGAACUUGGGCAGAGGGAGAUCCUUUCAACUCAUGAGGGCAGGGAGCAGAAAGAGAAGCCCAAGUCCUCACACAGCCUUCAGGAAUGCAAUUACAUUGAUCUUCAUCCUUGAACUAGCCUGCUCAAAAAUUUCAACUGCCUGCUGUGGAACCAUCAGCUUGAGACCAUUGAACUUGGAAAGACAUUUAGGAGCCCAGCCACAACCCUGACCAUUCUUUCUUUAGGUAUUUACAUUGCUCCUAGUCAUUCUGUCUUACUGUGCCAUGUAGGCUUCCUAGUAUAUGUUGUUCUAUUUGAAUUUCUUGCUCCUUCUUUUCUACUAUAGCUGCUGGGUUCAUUGUGCUUUAUUUCAGCCAAAUAUGUAUAUUGAGUCCUAAAUAUUUGGUCAAUCCAAAAUGUGGUGUACCAUAAAUUGAAAUGCCACAUUGUAUAAAUAAAAGGUGGUAGAAAACAAAGAAUUAAUGAUUGUAAUAUUGCUAUAUUUGGAACAGUUACUAUCACACUAGGUUUCUUUGAAAUUAGAAUUUAGUUGUAAUCACAUGUUGAAAUGUUAGCAUUACUGUCAUUCAAUAACUUAGCAACCAAAGAACUGAAAAUCCAGUUAAUUUUUCUUAGUGUUUUAUUGUUGCAAUGAAAUGGACUGCAUUUUAAAGAUGUAACAAAGAAGAAAAAGUGAACAUUAUGUGUUUACAUGGUUUCUACUCUGAAAAGUUGACAUUCUAGAUUUCAGAGCAACUCAAGAAUAGCAUUCUUAAAAUUAAUUGGAUUUUAGGGCAUUGGAAUUGUACAGUAAGAACAAUCACUAAAUUUGACAACUUGAAUGCCAUGGUAGAAAGUAAGGACCUAUUUCCAAGGCUUUUCCUUCAACUUUCACAUGCAUUCCAUGGAAUUGAUGUGAUUCUAUACUCACAUAUAUACACACAUACACGGGCAUACAUACACACACACAAAACACACCACACAUAUACAAAUAUAUACAUGAUACACACAGAUACACACAAGUAAUAAUAAAUUAAGAUUAAAAAUAAACUGAAUUUAUUCAUAAUACCCGCUGAUAUAACAAACAAGAACACCAGCAAAAAUUAACUUGCAAAGUAGUUAAAAACCAUUCACAAUAAUUCUGGUUUUGGUGAUAAAAAAUUAACAUUUUCUUGUUAGGAAGAAAAAUGAUAAAAACAUAAUUCACCUAUAGAGUUUCUUUUAUAACAUGGCAUUUCAUACUUUGAAUGAAAAUGUAAGUUAAUGACUUACUCAUAUCACUCCUAUUACUUUAUAUAGGCUGUCAAAAGUAUUAAAAUGUCAGUAAAAUAAGUAAUGGCUUUGUUUUUAAUUCUUGUUAACAGUAUGUUACUUUUAGCAUUUUAUAUUAAAUAAAAUGUUAUUAAAUAAAAAUCCUGGGAGGGGGACUAGGA
Mastomys coucha (southern multimammate mouse) is the source of this 3958-nucleotide messenger RNA. Its product is annotated as melanoma antigen preferentially expressed in tumors-like. The transcript is spliced from 4 exons. Lineage: Eukaryota; Metazoa; Chordata; Mammalia; Rodentia; Muridae. Gene Ontology annotation, cellular component: cytoplasm. Bases 250 to 1632 code for a protein of 460 amino acids. The record is from RefSeq and is a predicted model, not a curated record.